AUGUCUCCCGCUGAACAUAGUAUGAUUCAAGGAACCGUCGAAUCGUUUGCUUUUGCUUAUCCUUUUUUUUUCUCAAAAAAAUGUCCUUUCCCUCUUUUCCUCUCUCCGUUCUCCUUCGAUUUCUCUUUCUUCCUCUCUUCCUUCCUCUCUUCCUUCCUCCUUACUCUCCUACUUACUAUUCUACUUACUUCUUACUCCUUACUCUUCUCACUCUUUACUCCUUACUCUUUACUCUUUGCUCUCCUUACUCCUUACUCUUCUUACUCUUUACUCCUUACUCUUCUUACUCUUUACUCCUUACUCUUUACUGCUUACUCUUAUUACUCUUUACUCCUUACUUUUCUUACUCUUUACUCCUUACUCUUUACUCCUUACUCUUCUUACUCCUUACUCUUCUUACUCUUUACUCCUUACUCUUUACUCCUUACUCUUCUUACUCCUUACUCUUCUUACUCCUUACUCUUCUUACUCUUUACUCCUUACUCUUCUUACUCCUUACUCUUCUUAUUCCUUACUCUUCUUACUCUUUACUCCUUACUCUUUACUCCUUACUCUUCUUACUCUUUACUCCUUACUCAACUUACUCUUUACUCCUUUCUUUUCUUACUCCUUAAUCUACUAGUUACUACUUAUUCCCCUAUUUACCUUACUCCUUACAAUCCUCCUUACUCUCUCUAUUCUUUUAACAUCUCUUUCAGUUACUUUUACUCUUUAACAUUCUCUAUUUCUUACCCACUCUUUCUUUUCCCUUUAUUUUCUGUCACUCACUCUCUCUUCAUCACUUUCUUUCCUCCUUUUUAUCUCUCUGUUAUUUCUUUCGCCCUCUCUUCCUUAUUCUUUCUUUUUUCACAUUUUCUUAUUCUCUUUCUCUCUCGUUUAGAUUUUCUUUCUUCUCUCUUUUUUUCCUCUCGCUCACAUACUCACUUUCAUUCUCUCUUUUUAUCGCCCGCUUAUUUUCUUUUUCGUUCACUUUCUCUCACUCAUUUCUCUUUCACACCCUCUUAUUCUGUCAUUCUUCUCUUUUCUCUCUUUCGUUGUCUUCAACUUUUCUCUCUCUUACUUUCUUCCUUUCCUCCUCUCUUAACCUUUUUUCUUCUUUUCUCAUCUCUUAAUCUGUUUUCAUUACUCUUUUUUCUCUCUUUCUCUUUCUCUUAA
This is a messenger RNA of Acanthosepion pharaonis, 1155 nucleotides long. The record is from the annotation of a GenBank genome assembly. Lineage: Eukaryota; Metazoa; Mollusca; Cephalopoda; Sepiida; Sepiidae.